Cuscuta europaea is the source of this 758-nucleotide messenger RNA. The record is from the annotation of a GenBank genome assembly. NCBI's taxonomy places the organism in Eukaryota, Viridiplantae, Streptophyta, Magnoliopsida, Solanales, Convolvulaceae.
GAAGGUGUGAGAGGAAUUCAUCAAUCACUCAAGAAGUUUGGGACAGUUGGAUGAGUAUGUGGAGUAAUGAAGAAUAUCAGAAGAAAUCUAACCAAAGCAAAAAAAAUAGGCGUCAAGGUGAAUUAGAGAAGCCUGCCCCCUCUACUCAUACUAGUGGGGCCAUAUCUCAUGCCAAAGUUGCUAGUGAAAUUGAAAAGAACUCCCAAACUACAGUGACAAGUUAUCAGGUUUUUGUGUAUACACAUACAAAGAAUCACGAUGGAGAGACUUUUAUAAAUGAUCAGGCUAAAGAAGUGAAUGAGGAAUUUGUUUCACGUCGUGAGGAGCUAAUUGAUAUUGGUGAGGAAGUGGAUGAUGAUGAGUUGUUCUAUGAUGUUGUUGGUGGACGUGACUCAAAGAAUAGAUUGUAUGGAGUUGGCUCAUAUGGUACACAAAAUAUUCCUAGUAAAGCUUCAGAGUAUUCUUCUGAAAUGGACACUUCAUCAUCACAAUCUACUAGUGCUGAAGUUAAUCAUUUGAAAGCUGAGGUGGAACGUUUGCAAAAAACUGUGGAACAACAGAAGAAAUUUCAACAACAAGCGGAACAAAAGCAACAGAAAACGGAUGAUGUCAUCCGUGCUUUACAAGAACAAAUUGAAACUUUAGUUCGUGAUAGAUAGAGUUCUUUUUAAGAUGAUAGUCGGUUUUAAUUAGUCAUUUGAUUAGUAGUAUUCUUAAAGACGUAUUCAUUAUUUGAGACAUUACUAUUGUUACUAGAA